This is a messenger RNA of Megalops cyprinoides (Indo-Pacific tarpon), 4034 nucleotides long. RefSeq names its product basic proline-rich protein-like. The record is from RefSeq and is a predicted model, not a curated record. The coding region runs from base 10 to 2328 and encodes 772 amino acids. Gene Ontology annotation, cellular component: MICOS complex. Lineage: Eukaryota; Metazoa; Chordata; Actinopteri; Elopiformes; Megalopidae. The transcript is spliced from 10 exons. Gene Ontology annotation, biological process: cristae formation.
GGGACUGCCAUGGCUGCCAAGGCGGCAAAACUGGCGGCUGUCCCAGCAGCCCUGGGAUUAGCCUCCAUCCGAGUGUACGCCAUGAGUGAAGCCAAGACAGAGGAGCUGCUCUCUCCAGAAGAGCUGUCCAUCUACGAGGCCCCCAGGCAGCAGCUCCGCUUCGCAGAGGAGCAGCCAGGGCUCCUGCAGAGGGGACUGGGCGUGGUGAGGGUUGGGCUGCAGCCCUAUGUUCGGGCCAUCAAGGGUGCCUGUACCUCUGUGAAGGUUGGACUUGUGAAUGUUUAUCACACUGGACAAGAUACCUAUAACUUCCUGAGAGACCCACCACCUGGCUUUCUCCCAAGGGUCAGCUUUAUCACCGUCUCUGGAUUGGCCGGGCUGAUUCUGGCAAGAAAAGGGACGCGUCUUAAAAGGAUUGGCGUGCCUCUGGGUCUGGCCACAGUGGGAACGGCCGUGUGUUACCCUUCGCAGACGGUGGGAGUGCUGAAGGUGACGGGGAAGAAGACGUAUGCAGCCACACAGUGGACCACCUCAGCUGUGGCCUCGCUGUUUAAACGCCCUGCCAAAGAGAUUGUGGCCCCCUCAGCCAGUCCUGAGGCAGAGCCAGCUGCAGUCACCGAACCCGAGGCGACCCUUGGGAAGCCACUCCCUGAGGCGGAGCCAGCUGAAGUGGCUUUGCCCCCUGUGGGUGAGCCCGCCUCUCUGCCCUCCUCAGAGGCGACUCCUCCUGUGCCUUCCCCUGAUACCGAGGCUGCCUCAGCCCCUGUAGAGGAUAGUGCGCCUCCAUGUACUGCUGAACCUGAGCCUAUUCCUGUAGAAGAGAGCAUCCCUCCUCCCGCCCCUGAAGCUGAAUUAGCGCCUGUGGGAGAGUCUGCCUCUCCACCCCCUCCUGUGCCUAAAGCCGAACCUGAAGAGAAGCCGGUCCCACCGCCUUCCCCUGAACCUUCCCCUGAGCAUGUUUCUGCCCCUGCCCCUGCCCCUGCCCCUGAAGCUGCAGCUGAGGCUGCCCCUGAAGCUGCCCCCACCACUGAGGCUGCCCCUGAAGCUGUAGCUGAGGCUGCCCCUGAAGCUGCCCCCACCCCUGAGGCUACCCCUGAGGCUGCCCCUGAGGCUGCCCCUGAGGCUGCACCUGAGGCUGCCCCUGAGGCUGCCCCUGAGGCUGCACCUGAGGCUGCCCCUGAGGCUGCCCCUGAGGCUGCCCCUGAAGCUGCUCCCACCCCUGAAGCUGCCCCUGAAGCUGCCCCUGAGGCUGCCCCUGAGGCUGCCCCUGAGGCUGCCCCUGAGGCUGCCCCUGAGGCUGCACCUGAGGCUGCCCCUGAAGCUGCUCCCACCCCUGAACCUGCCCCUGAAGCUGCACCUGAGGCUGCACCUGAGGCUGCACCUGAGGCUGCCCCUGAGGCUGCCCCUGAGGCUGCACCUGAGGCUGCCCCUGAAGCUGCCCCUGAAGCUGCCCCUGAAGCUGCCCCUGAGCCGACUCCAGCCCCAGUAGAGGAGCCUGUCCCCGUUCCCCCAACAGCUGAGCUGGAGUCACCACCACAAGAUGUCCCUGCACCAGCUUCUGAAGACAUCCUCACAGAAACUGCACCUCCACCCCCUCCCCUUGCAGAGGAGACUGUACCUCCGCCCUCUCCUCCUGUAGAGGAGUCUGCACCUCCUUCUCCUCCCCCUGUAGAGGAGGCUGCACCUCCUUCCCCUCCCCCUACAGAGGAGACUGUACCUCUGUCACCUCCCCCAACUGCUGAGGAAGCUGCCACUCCAUCUGCUCCCCCAGUAGAAGAUACACCCCCUCCCCCUGCCGAAGAGACCGCACCUCCACCCCCUCCCCCUGCCGAAGAGACCGCACCUCCACCCCCUCCCCCUGCAGAGGAGACCACAUCUCCACCCCCUCCCCCCGCAGAGGAAAUCUCACCUCCAACUCCAGUAGAGGAACCAGCUCUUCCCCCUGUAGAUGACAUAUCCCCUUCCCCUGUAGAGGAGACCCCACCUCUACCUCCUCCUCCUGCAGAGGAGAUGGCACCCCCAUCCCCUACCCCUAUAGAGGAGACCCCACCUCCACCUCCUCCUCCUGCAGAGGAGAUGGCACCCCCAUCCCCUACCCCUAUAGAGGACACCCCACCUCCUUCCCCUGUAGAAGAAACCCCUCUGCAGCCCCCUGCUGAUGAUCCUGCCUCUAGUCCUGUUGAAAACUCCUCUCCCCUGCCUGAGCCCAUCCCCCUGGAGCCUCUUGCUGACAUCCACGACAAAAUGAGAUUCACCCCUGACCCCAGCCUGACGGACUAUGGCCAGGCCAGCCCUGAGGACGCUGACCUCUACAGCACACGUGGCUGACCAAAGAGAGGAAUAAGAAGAGAUGGGGGGGUUGGGGCGUGGUCGGUGCACCAAACAAGGGAUGACAAAGUCACAUAGCAGUAACGUGCGUGUCACACCUCUUUAUUUUGUUUUCUUCUUUAAGUUACAGAGAACACUUGCAGGCACUAGUUAAAUUUUGAGUCUGCGUUAGUCCUUGGAGGAGCCAGCAGCUCAGAGCCACAUCCAAAGGGAUCAGACUUCAGUGUUUCUUCAUUCCAGACAAGGAGAGCCAUCUUCGCAUCUCCACCCCAGAGUCAGUCCCUCUUCACUAGAAGAACUGGCCGGUAAAGCACCCACAUUCUGGGAAUAGAUGCAUAUUUUUACACUCUAUUUGGGGAAACUGGCCAGCAACUGUCUACGGGGAAUGCUGUCUAGACUCACAUUUUUACAGUCUUUACUGAUGAAACUGGCCAGUAACUGUUUACUGGGAAUACUGGCCAGGUACACAUCCGUUUACUCAUGUUUACUGGUAAAACUGGCCAGUUACACUUUUCUGGGAAUACUGGCCUAGACAUGUAUUUUUCAUUUUUCUACUGAGGGAACUAGCCAGUGAUGGGGCAUAUUGGCUAGACACUCAUCCUUUUUUCUCAGAACACUGGCCUGUGUCUGUUUACUGUGAAUACUGGCCAUAUUCUUAUACUGUUUUUACUGGGACCUCUAGCUAAUAUCAUCUGUUUAUUGGGAACAUCAGCCAGCAACAUAUAUUCCCUUUCAGCUACAGCUGCUUACCUUUUUUACUUUUUUUUACUGAUUUUUACUGUGAAGACUGCUCAGAUACAACACUUUGUUAUGAGUAUGUCACUCUGACAGCUUUUUUUCGGAAAACUGUCCAGAUGCACACUUUAUUACUGUGAACACUGGCCAGAGACAAUUUCAUCACCUUUUUACUGUUAAAACUGGCUGAUAACCCCUCUUUUUACUGUGAAUGCUAUUUUUCAGAUCUCUGAGCUUUGAAAAGUGUUCAAGAACCUCAGUGUUACACAUCUUUUUUACUCUAACUCAAGGUAUCAUUCCAGUCUCAUUGGAAACUAAGGGCACCACUAAUUACCAAGGGAACACCUAGCACGAGGAGAAGCCCCACUGCUUCUUUAAGAUAUUGCUGAAGGAGAAUCUAUACAGUUGUUUCCAUACAACUGACACCAGACAAUCUUAUUCUCUCCCCAGUGUCAGCAAGCUGAAGGAAAAUCCUAAUUAGGUUUGUGUCAGUGGAGGCACUUUUUUUGAAUCUGUUUUGUGAAUCAUACAACAAAUGGACUCUGAGGGUGAAACAAAGGGCCUCAUUCAGUUUCAUCUGCUGUACGUGUACAUGUCACGGUCCACAGCGGUACUCUAGUGGAUCAGCAGUGUACAAAUGGUAUGAAUGGGUGUCAUAGGGAAUCAUUGCAAUGCUAAUAGAAUGUUAGGAUAUCAGUAUUGUUACAUGCUGAGCGAGCGUGUUACUUAGAACAUAUUACCUCUGUACCUUAAGGCAAAACUCUUUAUACAUUUCUUAUCUUUCACUACAUUUUUUUCUGUAUGCGGAUGAUUAAUGUCACUGUUAGUACAUUUCACAUCUUAAAUAGACACGGCGUUACAUGUAAAAAUUAUGAACUUAGUGUUCAGAUGUGUCACAAAUGACAUGUUUGAAGUGUCUGUAUGAUGGCUUCAAAAGGCUUGUGGGUACCUCUGUGAAAUGGAAAAGUAAU